UGUUUCUUUUUUAUAUAACCAUCCCUCUAGUGUAUAUUUUAUACUAACUCUACUCAUUAUUAAGCUUACAAAGUUAAAGAAAGUGUUGUCCUUUGGAAUACUUUAAUGGGGAUAAUCAAUGACCACUUACUACGAAGAUCCCAAAUCUUACAACUAUCAUUAAGAUAUACAAAAAGUAAUGUGUAAUGGUCUUAAUGGAUUACAUAAAAACGUAUUAGACUAAUUUGAUCAUCCUCCAUCAUAAAAUGUAUAUAAAUACAGAGUCCUUGUUCUAUCAAACAUAUCCAUCAACAAAAUCCUCAUCUUUGAUUCUUGAUUUUGUAAGCAUUAAAAAAAAAAUGGGUGUUAUGGAGAAGAAACUUCGUUCACUAAAAUGCGAAGUGAGAAUAGCAGAAGCAAGAAACGUAGAGAUCAAGUCUCAAGCUAGUACUCUGUUCAUUAGAUUCUAUCUCUCUGCAGGAUACAACAGAAAGAUCGAAGUAAACACGAGACAGAUCUCUUCAAAAUCAGACCAGCUCAUGUGGGAUCAAUCUUUUGGUCUUGAGUGUCAAGGGAACGAAGCAGCAGUUCAAGAAAUGAAGCAACAGAGAAUUGUUUUCGAGCUACGGAGGAAGAAGACAUCGUCGUUUCUUAGGAAGUCAUCAAGAUCUGAGGUUGUUGGGACAGGAGAGGUUUCAUGGGAAUCAGUUUUUGAGUCACCGGGCAUGGAGAUUGAGAGAUUUGUGGUGAUGGAUGACUCCAAAAGCCCGGUUUUUAGAGAUGAGAAACCUAUGUUGUUGAAGGUAGCUUUAAAGGUCCAAGCUUUAGAAGAAACGGAGAAGAAGAUGAACAAGAAAGAAGAAAGAUUAGAGAAGCUUUGUUCUGUGUGUAGUAGUAGUAGAGAUUGUGGAAGCUGUAGUUGCUUAGAUUAUGAAGCUUUUGCUUUAGCCUGUGCUUUAGAUUGUAUUUAAAGAAAAAAAAAAAAAAAAAAGAUUUUGAUUCAAAUUAACAAACUCAAACGAACAUUGGUGAUAAAUAGUUGCAGAAGCAGUUUCACAACUCUUUUAUUCAAAACAAACCAGGCAGAAUAAUAAAAAGGGGACAUCAGAAAUUGAAACAGUUUCAAACAUCACCAUGUCCGAGAA
Messenger RNA from Camelina sativa (false flax), 1124 nucleotides. RefSeq lists its product as uncharacterized. NCBI's taxonomy places the organism in Eukaryota, Viridiplantae, Streptophyta, Magnoliopsida, Brassicales, Brassicaceae. The record is from RefSeq and is a predicted model, not a curated record.